Gracilinanus agilis (Agile Gracile Mouse Opossum) is the source of this 1480-nucleotide messenger RNA. It is a transcript of the gene TRAF4, whose product is annotated as TNF receptor associated factor 4. Gene Ontology annotation, biological process: regulation of apoptotic process; positive regulation of JNK cascade; activation of NF-kappaB-inducing kinase activity. Gene Ontology annotation, molecular function: protein binding; zinc ion binding. NCBI's taxonomy places the organism in Eukaryota, Metazoa, Chordata, Mammalia, Didelphimorphia, Didelphidae. The annotation marks the transcript as partial. The transcript is spliced from 4 exons. The record is from RefSeq and is a predicted model, not a curated record.
UUCACCGGGGAGGCCUUUGAGAGCCACGAGGGGGUCUGCCCGCAGGAGAGCGUGUACUGUGAGAACAAGUGUGGGGCCCGAAUGAUGAGGCGGCUGCUGGGCCAGCACAUGAUGGCCGAGUGCCCCAAGCGGACCCAGCCCUGCGCCUACUGCACCAAGGAGUUUGUCUUUGACACCAUCCAGAACCACCAGCACCAGUGCCCCCGCUACCCCAUACCGUGCCCCAACCAGUGUGGCAUGGGGAGCAUCCCUCGCGAGGACCUCAACAGCCACCUGAAGGAGAACUGCAGCACGGUGCCCGUCCUGUGCCCCUUCAAGGACGCCGGCUGCAAACACCGGUGCCCCAAGCUGGCGAUGGGCCGCCACAUGGAGGAGAGCGUGAAGCCGCACCUGGCCAUGAUGUGCGCCCUGGUGAGCCGGCAGCGGCAGGAGCUGCAGGAGCUGCGCAGGGACGUGGAGGAGCUGUCGGUGGGCUGCGACGGGGUCCUCAUCUGGAAGAUCGGCGGCUACGGGCGCCGCCUGCAGGAGGCCAAGGCUCGGGCCAACCACGAGUGCUUCAGCCCGGCCUUCUACACCCACAAGUACGGCUACAAGCUGCAGGUGUCCGCCUUCCUCAACGGCAACGGCAGCGGCGAGGGCACCCACCUGUCCCUGUACAUCCGCGUGCUGCCCGGCGCCUUCGACAACCUGCUCGAGUGGCCCUUCGCCCGGCGGGUCACCUUCUCGCUGCUGGACCAGAGCGACCCGGCCGUCACCAAGCCCCAGCACGUCACGGAGACCUUCCACCCGGACCCCCACUGGAAGAACUUCCAGAAGCCGGGCACCUGGCGGGGCUCCAUGGACGAGAGCGCCCUGGGCUUCGGCUACCCCAAGUUCAUCUCCCACCAGGACAUCCGCAAGCGUAACUACGUGCGCGACGAUGCCGUCUUCAUCCGGGCGUCCGUGGAGCUGCCCAAGAAGAUCCUGAGCUGAGGCCGGGGGGCUUGUCCCUGCUGCUGAGGCCCGGGCCGGCCAGGCGGGCGGCUCCUGGAGGGGGGCGGGCCCCCCCUUUCUCCCCGCCCGCUGGGCUCCCACUGUGUCCCCCCGCCACACCCUCCCUCAGGUGCCUCUUCUCGGUGCUUUUCCCCCAGUUCCCCGCGCCCCGGCCCCCCGGGGGAAGGGCAGGGGAACCGCACACUGGGGUCUUCAAGGGCUUGAAAUCAAUGAUCCUAUGAGCCGUCUCCUUUCCUGGGGGGCCCCGACUGCCCACUGUACUGUACUGGGGAGCAAGGCGAGCGGCUUGGCCCCCCAUCCCAAGAGCCAUAGGGAGGAGAGGUGGGGCCGGAGUCAGCCACCGCUGGUGCGGUCAGCUCGUUUUAACUCCUCCCCCUCCCCCACCCCUGAAGCUGUGCCCUCUGCGGUUAUUUAUUCCUCGGGUGCCCGGCGGGGCACAGCGGGGGAGCCCUGGUUUGUAAUAAAUUCUGGAUUGUGUAUUUAUUAA